Molecule: messenger RNA, 369 nt
Organism: Pyricularia grisea
Lineage: Eukaryota; Fungi; Ascomycota; Sordariomycetes; Magnaporthales; Pyriculariaceae
Exons: 2
Coding region: 1-369 (122 amino acids)
Source: RefSeq, a predicted model, not a curated record
AUGUCUUCUCCUAGGGUCCGAACCCCCCGUCGUCAAGCUUUCCUACCCGCAGCUGGCGAUGCUCGGUUGGCAAGAUGCCGAAUUCGACCGACACUAAACCAAAUCCAUUGGAAAGUUCCGGGGUUCCAGGGUCUUUUUACAGACGUGGGGUGUUAUGCCUCGGCUCAAGCUGUACGAAUUUGCCUGUCAAGUCGGUUGUCCUUGACUCGUGGCGCGUUUACUGUCAUCUUCGGCUACAAUCUCGUCGUUUUCCCCGCGAUUCCUCGAGACACUAUUUCGGGACACUUUGACUUCUCUCUACGAAAUCGCGUGUUCAAAAGCAAGUACGAGGUAACGCGCCCCGGGCAUCAGGAUAAGCUUUCGGAAUAA